Messenger RNA from Alternaria conjuncta, 858 nucleotides. RefSeq lists its product as uncharacterized. The record is from RefSeq and is a predicted model, not a curated record. NCBI's taxonomy places the organism in Eukaryota, Fungi, Ascomycota, Dothideomycetes, Pleosporales, Pleosporaceae. The transcript has a single exon. The coding region runs from base 1 to 858 and encodes 285 amino acids.
AUGGAUCAAUGGUUUGGUCAAAAGGCGAGCGCCGGUGAUACCGCUCUCAAGGAAUGCACCAAAAUCCUCUCAGAUUAUCUCUCCAGCACCACAGACACCCCACCUGCAUCAACCGCAUCAGCAAUCGUAACCUCUGUCAACGCCUCAUCAAAACCCGCAGACACCGGUUUUGAAAUCACAAACCUACUCCUAGACACAGUCGCACAAUUCUCCACCUCACACGACCCUAUUAUUGCCCUCCUCCCCGCCAUCCGCAGCAUACCACCCACCCCAAACCCAGUCUACUACCACUUCGAAUCUAUGCACCGGGAAAACUAUGACGGCAUAUCCGGACUGCGAUAUCUCUGGAAACCGGAAGAUAAGCAAGCAACCACUACGCCGGGUGAUAGAUGGGUUAAUUACAACGUUUUCACCGUCAAACUGGCCACCUCUGGAUACGACGACAGGUUCUUCAUGUUCGGCUUCUUCUGUCUGAGGGAAACGCUUGAGACGAAAAGAGAACCGAGAGAGGCGGAAUUCGAAAAACACAUCCGCCCUAGUUUCCUCGAGCGUUCCGCAAUCGAUGCCAAUGAACUUCUCAACUACGACCUCACCGCCGCCGCAAGAUGGGUCAUCAUAGGCGGACGCGAUAUGUAUCGCUUGGACAACUCGAUAUUUGGAGACGAUAUGCAGAGAGGGAUAGCGGUGCACACGGACCUUUGGGAUGGAAACCCGGGUUUUUCGUUGGGAAGAUGGAGGGAGUGGUGGAGGAGUUUUAAGUAUUUUGCGCAAGAAUCGUACGUAAAGGAGGAGGUGAGGGUGUUGUGUAGAGAGGCGGAUCAGGCGAUUGCGGAUGCUAUCUUUGCGAAUGUGGAUUGA